UCAGCGUGGAGUGGGCAGUUGAACAGCUGCCUCCCACUUUCAGAAAUGCCAGCUCCCUGAAGCUGACAAACAGGCAGAUUGACAGGCCCGGCUCCCAGCUCCUCUUGGACAGCAGGAGGGUUCCUCCUGGAUGUUUCUCCCGAAGAUGCUCUUUAAGUGGCAUUUAUUCGAGCACAAGCAGGAGCUAAGAAAAGUCACUUGGCACCUCUCGUGUUCGAAAUUCAAGGAAACCUGUGGGGGAAUUGACUUUAAUAACUGUCUCCGUUAAUUAGACAAGGACUCGCCCCGAAAGAAUGGCCAGACUGAAGGCACCGUUCCUCAAAAUCGAAGAUGAGAGCAGGGAGUUUCGUCCUUUCCACCAUCAGUUUAAAUCCUUUCCUGAAAUUUCUUUUCUGGGACCCAAAGAUGCAAGUCCCUUUGAGGCCCUGACGAUCCCGGGCAGCUCGCGCCGCACCAGAGGACCCAAGGACCGAGAGCCACGCCCACGAUCAGCCACCCGCACCGCGCCCAGGAGGAAGAAAGGUUACUGCGAGUGCUGCCAGGAGGCCUUUCAGGAGCUCCAUGGGCAUCUCCAGAGUGCCCAGCACCAGGGCUUUGCCCGAGAAGCCCACCCGUAUGCAGAAGUCGAUCGGAUCAUCGCCCAGCUCAGCCACAGCUUUGCAGAGAUCCCCUUCCUCACCAGCCUCCCCAGGCAGCCAGGCUCCCCGGCUUCGGAUCGUGACCCUCUGUCUCCUGAGACGGUGCCUCCCAGCCAGCCCUCCAAUGGCGGGGCAGCAUCUCCCAGGAGGAGGAAGGAAGACGGCCCCCAGGCCCCCAGCAUCCAUGAACAGGAUGGGCUGCUGGGCGGCAGGAAGUCACCAGCUGAACGUGUGGGGGCUGGUGAGAUGCUCGGACCAGUAGCAAGCUGCCACGACCUGGAGGGCUCAGUUGAUGUUGUGGACCCCCCAGAGACAGUGCUGUCCAGAAGCCCUACUUGUCGCUGCCUCCUGACCAGCUCUGAGUUUGCGGACCUCUCCCCUGGCCCAGAACCGGCACGUGUCGGCCACAAGCGGAAGGUUCAGUUCCCCAGUGGCAAUGCCGAGAAGAGGCCGGGGGUCUCCUGGCCACAAGCCUCGCUCUCUGUCUCAAGAGCCCCCAGCCCCUGUGGCACCAGGACAGCUGAUGGCAGGCAUCCCUUCUCCCUUCCCCUUCCAGGCCCUGAGUCCAGGCCUCUGACCUCCCCCCUGCCCUUGUGCGACCCACAGACCAGCCUCUCCCUCCCAGACCCCUUGCCCUGGCAGCCCUCAGACAGGCCAGCAGAGCUCUGGCCCACACAGCCCCCCUGGCCCGGAGGAGGAUGUUCCCCAGGAUCUGAGGGUUCUGAGGGUGCAGCCCCUGGCCCCGGCUCUCAGCAGACUGACCAACUUCCCAGCUGCUCGGCAGCUCCGGGCCAGCUGUCAGCCCACCUGCACUCGGCUGCGGGCACGUAACCCCCAGGGGGGCCUGCAGACAGCCAGGCUACCUCCCCUCCCUCUGCCUGCCAGCGGAGGAGCCAGCCUCUCCCAGCCCCCUGCCUCCCUGUGUCCCAGCACCAGCAGCAAACUGCUCCUGUGAGUCUCCUGGGGGCACGCAGCUCUUCAUGUGGCCAGACAGCUCCCAACUUGAGGGCCAGGUGCCCAGAUAUAAGUUAUACCUCUGCUGAUGGCUGCUCACCCAGCCAGGGCAGCCCAGAUACAUGGAGGAGCAGCACACCAGGGCCUCCCUGAUGGAGCCAGAGGAGCCUGAAGCCUGGCCUUUGAAGUCCAAGUGAACAGCUGUUGUCAUGGCCAAGUGCAGGGUGGACACAUCGAGUCCUCCCACCACCCCAUCUUCAGGUAGAACCAAGAGAGUCAGCUUGAGGGCUGCCCUCUCUUACCCAGAUCUCCAGCCAUGAUCCUGACGGGGCAGUGACCUGUGAUGGGAUAGUCCGGCCAUAGCCAGCUGCCCACCUGCCAGGAGGCAGAGGCAAGGUUGGCACAGGAAGGGAUGACAAAGAAGCUGGAGCAGCAGGACCCUGGCCUGGCUUCCUGCCCCCCGCAGAGCCCAGGGUAGGUGUCCCCCCCCUCCUUUCUCACAAGCAUGUGGCUCUCUCCUGCUUUCCAAAAGCCUGUGUUUGUGUCCCCUCCCCCAGCACCCCACGCUGUGCACACAGAUCUCAGGAACAUCUGAAGCAGAGGAGGGGCUCGGCUGCUGCACUCACCGAGCUCCCUCCCUGCACUGAGUGGGCCCAGCACUGACCUUUCCCCUGAGCCCAAGAUAUGGCCAGAUGCCCCUCUGGGGACAGACCCCUCUGGGCUCUUCCCUGCCUCAGUCUGGGCUGCCCACCCCGGGGUUCUGCUCCAGGGUCAGUGGUUCACCUGCCAACGUCUCCAUCCCCUACUUUCCUCCCUCCCCAAGGACCUCCCCCCACUUCUUUUCAGCCGAGCCAUUAAUCUGGAAAUGGGGAUGAGCUUGCUAUCGAUUUUUUGGCCACAUUUUUUUUAUUACAUUUUGUACUGUGGUUCUUCUCACCCUUCUCUGCCUCUGUGUGCUUGUCUCUUUAAAUGUUGGAGCUACCAGAGCCUGGUGCUGUUCUGUUCUCAUUUUGGAGGAAGAAGUGGGGGCCUAGCUGCGGGUGAGGACCUGAGUUGUUAGUUUGGAAAUAGAGCAAGUGUGUGUGUACAACCCUCACAGAGGUCAUGUUUGGCCUUUUUAUGCCAUUCCUGUUAAAUUUCACAAUUAAUCUUGAUUCAGGAGCUGUAAAUAAAUUCGUUAAUAACA
This is a messenger RNA of Myotis lucifugus (little brown bat), 2778 nucleotides long. RefSeq names its product DBF4 zinc finger B (gene DBF4B). The transcript is spliced from 6 exons. Gene Ontology annotation, biological process: positive regulation of nuclear cell cycle DNA replication; regulation of cell cycle phase transition. Gene Ontology annotation, molecular function: zinc ion binding; nucleic acid binding; protein serine/threonine kinase activator activity. Lineage: Eukaryota; Metazoa; Chordata; Mammalia; Chiroptera; Vespertilionidae. Bases 294 to 1469 code for a protein of 391 amino acids. Gene Ontology annotation, cellular component: nucleus; Dbf4-dependent protein kinase complex. The record is from RefSeq and is a predicted model, not a curated record.